CGGUAGACUGUCUCGUAACUGGGUGACGUCAGCUCUAACCAUCGACGAUGAAAUGUGCAGGUGAAUACGGGAUAAACACAUGAACCAAAAGCAAGAAGGGAGGAGAGCAAAAUUAUCUGGCGAACAUGAUUUCUGAAUGGUGGGAUGAAGAUAUAUUUACGGAUAAAUGGCGUGCUAUGCUAUCGCACUUAACCGAUAUAGCUGCAUCAGGAGGUAUAGCCUAAAUCGCCUAUCAAAUAAUAACGUGAUGUCUCUCUUGCGACUUAUUUCCUCCCAUCAUUGUUCCCCCGCUCGAUAGUCCAUGUUGGCGCCAAUGGAGUGACCCAAUGGAACUACUAUAGAGAAGGCUACUAUGGAGAAGUAGGCUAGGCGACAGCAAUGAAUUAACAAUACACCCACAUGUGGCACUGGUGACUUAACGGACACCCGAGAAACAACACCUGAAAAUAGUUUUUUUUUUUCACUGUCCUGCGAUCGUGUGACAAGACCCGUAGGACAGGAUCGAAUCAAGCCGUUGGGGCAAUGGUAGGAGGUGCGGUAAUAACCUGUCAGGAGGGAUGCUUCAUGCUCGAAGACGUUUGCUUUUGGAGGAUCGUAUUCAUACAUGGGGCUUGAGUUGUCAUGCGGGGCGGUCCCGACUCUGGACCCCCUGAUUGUCGGAGUCUCGGACAGAUCCCGAUGCUCACGGUCAAAUCGUAGCUCGUGAGGAACAAAAUAAUGCCUGCGGUGAACGUUACCGGAGAAGCGCCCUUACUGAACGGGGGCAGAAGAGAAGAGCAGCGUCCCUGUAAACAGUCCCUUCCUGGGUCCCUAUGCCGAGAGUCCCACUGGAAGUGCCUGCUCCUCACGCUUCUGAUGUUCGGCUGUUUCGCCACGCUGGGAUGGUGCUCCUUCUCCCGUGUCACCGUCAUGGCUGUCGAUGAACACGGCCUCUACUACGGCGUCCGCGCCCGCCUCUACCAUGACAGCCCCUGCUCCAACGGCUACGUCUACAUCCCGGUGGCCUUCCUGAUCAUGCUGUAUCUGGUCUACCUGGUGGAGUGCUGGCACUGCUUCUCUAAAACAUCCUCUCUGGCCCGGGUGAGGAUCAGCAAGGUGUACAACAGGGUCCAGAGGCUGCAGCAGGCCAUGCCCUGUAUCUGGUGGAAGGCCAUCAGCUAUCACUAUGUGAGACGGACACGGCAGGUGACUCGAUACCGAAAUGGUGACGCUUACACCACCACACAGGUGUACCAUGAGCGGGUCAACACACACGCAGCUAGCUCUGAAUUUGACUACAGCCAACAUGGUGUAAAGGACGUAUCCAAGGAGCUGCUUGGCCUUCUGGAGCACCCGGCUGUACGCCUUCGUUUCACCAAGUGUUUCAGCUUUGCCAGUGCCCGUGCCGAGGCCGCCUACCUCACUCAGCGCGCACGCUUCUUCGCAGAGAACGAGGGUCUGGAUGACUACAUGGAGGCACGGGAGGGCAUGCACUUGAAGAACGUGGACUUCCGUGAGCACAUGCUGGCCUUUCCUGACCCGGCGUGGCCGCCCUGGUUCUCUCGGCGGCGCAUGUAUUGGCUGAUCUCAGCCCUGAUGUUGUCCUGGCCAUUACGUGUGGUGUCGGAGUACCGUACGGCGUAUGUUCACUACCAUGUGGAGAAGCUGUUUGGUGAGAACGAGGAAGUCAAUGACAAUGACAGCACUGAGAUGGGCAACUACCGCUCAGGCCAGGAGAAUGGGCAACGCGGUGGCCCCAGAUUACGUGUCAUAUCGAGGGUCAACACUGUGGACAUCACUGAACUGGAGUGGCACAUUCGCUGUAACCAGCAGAUGGUGCCCAGUUACUCUGAGGCCUUGCUGAUGGAUCUGAACACCAACAACACAUCUUCUCCCUCUGCGUUUACCGGGGCAACACAUGUCCCUAUGAGACGGAGCUCCAGCUACGUCCUACAGAGCUGCCCACGCUGCUGCAGGUCCACCAGCAGCUCCUCGCUCCCCUCGCGAGUCAGGGGAAAUGUGGUAAUGGGGGCAGGAUCUUUGACAUAUGGGACAGUGGGAAGGAUGGGAGGAGGAAGGUUAGCCCUCAGCCGCAGUGGAUUAUCUCUGGGCCGUUUGCACACGAUGCGCCAGGCCUGCCUGUUUCACUCCCGGAGCCUUGGUGCAGGGAUGGGGAGUAGAGGGGAUGAAGGUGGUGGGUUUCUGGGACUGGGCCUCCGCCGGGCUAAUGAAGAAAGCAGAGGGGUCCUGGAGUCAGAAGGAUAUGAAGAGGACGAGAAUAGUCUGCAGCUAGAGGAGGAUAGAGAGCAGGAACUAGAGAGAGUGAGGACCGAGAUCAUGCAGGGAGUGGCCUGUGUGACAGAGACACCACCAGCUUAUCAGGAAGCUCUCCACUUGCCUGUGUUGAUUGUCCAUGGUGAGGAGAGCUGCCAUGGAGGGGAGGACCUUGACGCAGGAUAGUCACUGUGAUUGGCAAAGGUCAUGUACAGUAGAGCAGAUAUGCAAAUCGGCUCAGGAUGAUGCAAGAAAUUAGAGAGAGGAGAGGAGAAGAAAACAGGGACGGAGGAAGAAUAUGUGGCGAUAUCGAAAGGGUUGUUAAAGAGAGGGGUAAGGAAGGAGAAAGAAAACAAAUGGAAAAAUCAUGGUUUCCAGACCUGCGAGAAAGCAGUACUGUAUGUGAAAAAUGUGUAGGGAAACAAAACUAUUGUGUCACAGUAGAUUAAAUGACAGUUAUGUAGUUGCUCUUCCUUAAGAGACUGUAAUAUCUGUGUCCCAUUGUCCACAAUGAACAACAAUCGCUUUGUAUCUUUGUUCAUGAAUGUAUGGAAGUAUCAAGGAGCUGCUGAGUUAGCACUUAACAUCAGGAGUAGUUCAUUUUUCACCAAGCUAUUAGAUUCAUUCAAGGGGCACUGUAUAACUUGUAAACUUACAGAACUCCCUGUUAGAUGCGGAGCAAAACUCUAAUGCCAAUAAAAAAAUAAGCAAUUACCAUUCCACAAAGUGAGUAUUACCAUUCCACAAAGAGAGUAUUACCAUUCCACAAAGAGAGUAUUACCAUUCCACAAAGAGAGUAUUACCAUUCCACAAAGAGAAUAUUACCAUUCCACAAAGAGAGUAUUACCAUUCCACAAAGAGAGUAUUACCAUUCCACAAAGAGAGUAUUACCAUUCCACAAAGAGAGUAUUACCAUUCCACAAAGAGAGUAUUACCAUUCCACAAAGAGAGUAUUACCAUUCCACAAAGAGAGUAUUACCAUUCCACAAAGAGAGUAUUACCAUUCCACAAAGAGAGUAGUACCAUUCCACAAAGAGAGUAUUACCAAUCCACAAAGAGAGUAUUACCAUUCCACAAAGAGAGUAGUACCAUGCCACAAAGAGAGUAUUACAAUUCCACAAAGAGAGUAUUACCAUUCCACAAAGAGAGUAUUACCAUUCCACAAAGAGAGUAGUACCAUUCCACAAAGAGAGUAUUACCAUUCCACAAAGAGAAUAUUACCAUUCCACAAAGAGAGUAUUACCAUUCCACAAAGAGAGUAUUACCAUUCCACAAAGAGAGUAUUACCAUUCCACAAAGAGAGUAGUACCAUUCCACAAAGAGAGUAUUACCAUUCCACAAAGAGUAUUACCAUUCCACAAAGAGAGUAUUACCAUUCCACAAAGAGAGUAGUACCAUUCCACAAAGAGAGUAGUACCAUUCCACAAAGAGAGUAUUACCAUUCCACAAAGAGAGUAGUACCAUUCCACAAAGAGAGUAUUACCAUUCCACAAAGAGAGUAUUACCAUUCCACAAAGAGAAUAUUACCAUUCCACAAAGAGAGUAUUACCAUUCCACAAAGAGAGUAUUACCAUUCCACAAAGAGAGUAUUGUAAUAAGAUUUGAUAUUACUUUUAGAUGUAAAACAAAUAAUCAAUUUAGCCAAUACACUAGUAGUGAUGAGGCUUGUCACCUACUCGCCUUCCUCGAGAACAUGCCCGAUCGAGAGGCCAACAAUAUUGUCCAAGAUAUGACCUCAGAGAUAUAGUAAAUCAUAUUUUAAGAGUUAAGUGCACAAUUAUCCCAUUUUAUGCUUUUAAGAUUAUCUCUUUAAUAAAUAAAAAAUCCCUCUCAGCAAUUUGCCCUUCAGCACAAUUCAAAAGGGGUUUUCCCAUGUCUCAGUUCUGCCCACUGUUGUAAUUAUACAUCAUGAUCAAGUAUGGAUUUAAUGCAGUAGAGUACAUACUCACACUAACACUCACACUACCCCAACCCCCCACCCCUCGCUCAGCUGAUGCCAUUAGGAGCACCAUCUGUGAUCGAUGCUCGGAAGGCUUGGGACCAGAGCCAAAAACUGAGCAUGCGAAGACACACUUCUAUACAUCAGCAUACACACAUGCCAGUAGGUGCACAAAUUAUUCAGCACAAUAAUAACAAUAAAGCGAUAAAUGGUAGUGAAUAUGGACCGACAUUUCAAAGAAUGUCCAUGUAAAAACAUUUACAAGUAUGAAGAUAUUGACACGGUUCGAGGACAGAGGUACCGAACCACUAAAUGUGUUGGGUGACUCAACUCAAUCCCAUCAACACUCUAAAACCCCACCUUAUCUUGAAAGAGUCCUGUAUGUAUUCAUUCUGCUGUAUCUAAUGUGUUACCAGUACAAAUUCUAAUUGUUGUUGAUGAACAUGAUGAUUAUGAUGGUGUUGGUGGUACAGAAGCACUAAUAAAGUAAGUCUGGAUAUAUCUACAUGUUCUGAUAAUAAUGCUCUCUAUAUUGACUGAGAAUCACAGUGCAAUCUAUUAUAAACUACCGGUGUAUAUGGUAAAUAACAUCUCCCUCUAGUGACAAGUACAGUAACUGUUUGAAAUAGCAUCAGGUCUACCGUUACUGUUGUAACCAGUGUUGUUGUACCUACAUAUUGUAACCAGAUUUAUAUAUAUAUAUUUUUUAAAGAAUUAGAAGUGUUGGUUUUGGUUCUCACUACAUCCAUGCAUGACUGCAAGCAAAGCAAAGCAACCAAUCUCAUUUCAUUUGGCUCCUACUCUCCCUACCCCUGACCCUAAGCUUGUUUUAAAGGGCUAAGCACCCGUCACAUUUCAUAUGACAAAUGAGAGUCUGCACAUCAACUGCAUGGGACUCUACCAGUAAUUGUUAAGUGUAGGUACAAACCAUUCAGGUGACGAGGAGAGAAGAAACUGCUGCAGCACAUGUUCCAUUUUCACACUGGUAAGUGGCCCUUCCAAAUUUAUAGACAUACAU
Salmo salar (Atlantic salmon) is the source of this 5210-nucleotide messenger RNA. Its product is annotated as transmembrane protein 151A-like. The record is from RefSeq and is a predicted model, not a curated record. NCBI's taxonomy places the organism in Eukaryota, Metazoa, Chordata, Actinopteri, Salmoniformes, Salmonidae.